AUGAAUAAAUAUACUUUAGCAUUUAAGGAUGCUUAAAUCGAACAAAAAUAUUAAAGAUAACUAUUAAAGGUUAGAAGGUGGACUACCUUUUGCAUUGUGACUCUUGGGCUUUGCGUCAUAUUCAUAAUAAAAUGUGUUUAAGCAGGAAUGGAAGGAAAUAAUUACUCGUUACUUUGUAGUUCUAUUCUGCUCGGCUACUUCUUAGUUUAAUUGAUAUUCGUCAGAUUCUAUCCAUAAUAUAUCCGAUUGGCCUUAAUUUUGGUAAAUCACAUAAUGAAUAUAUAUUUGUUUGCACAAGAGGCCAAAAAGGACUCUUAGAUGGCUAUGUUGCAGGGAGUUAAUCAAAUGGGAGCAACCUACUUGUUGGUCUUAAUAGGGGAGUAUCUUGAUGGCAUAAUCACUUUGGUGAAUUUAAGUAUAUUUAGAAUAGCUUGGGCAAUAGUGUACAGUACUUAGAUUCAAGUGUCGGCCAUAGUAUCAUCUGUAUUACUUAUAUUCUACAUCAACUAUUUUAAUUACUAAUUUCACAAAGGAAUGAGGUCCUAGUAUUUAUUAUCAUUCGUUGAUUCCAGUUUCGAAGAAUUGUUAAAGAAGCUAUCCAUAGAGUUUCCAUAUAUGAUAGUCUAAUUUUAGGAAGAUAACUUAAGUUGUCAAAUGUCUACUUCGAAUAAAUGUGAGUCCUUGUUUUCGAAUUCACAAGAGUCUAAUGAUUUCAUGAACAAUAGUUAUGUUGAUAGCGUUCCUCUGAAGAGUUACUUGUUUUAGUUAAUCUACAAUUACAAUUAAGAUCAUUCAGCCAAUAGUAAUAGUGAGUUUAUAAUCAGAUAUUAAAAAAAGUCUUUUUUGGUUACAUCAACAUUAUUUUAAACUAAUUCAUUAAAAGCUCUACUAACAUUCAAAGAAUUUAACAAAGUGAGCCUAUUAUAGAAACAUCUGUUAUUAAAUCGAAAUCUAUAAUUGAUGAAUCUUAUAAUUAGAUUAGCAAAGAGAUUGAAACACUAUGCUAAUUCAAAUUACUAAUAUUUGAAAAUUCAGAGGAAGGCCCUAAUCCUAAUAUUGAAUGAAAAUAUCAACAUAUAUGAGAAUUACAAGGAGAUCUAAGUUCUAGGCCUAAUUAGAAAACUGUUGAAUUAUUGUAGCAAUUUGGAUAUUAGAGUAUAGACUAAUCUUAGCUUAAAACAUACAAUUUUUACUCAUCCAAAAUUAUUUGCUUUGAUAUUCUGGAUUAUCGCAGACAACGUAAAGAGUAAUAAGCUGUUGGUGACUUGCAAUUAAACUGAGGAAAAUUGUUAUUAGAUAAGAUUAAUAAGUUAAUUUGAUGUAGAAAAGAUUUAAAACUUGAUCCAUCCCAACCUCUUGAAAUACCAAAUCUUAUUUUUGGAUAUCUUUUUAAGUAAAACAGAAAUUAGUCUUGUACAUACAUGUGAAUUGGAUGUCCCAUUUUUUCUUGAUUACAAAUGA
This is a messenger RNA of Paramecium octaurelia, 1461 nucleotides long. NCBI's taxonomy places the organism in Eukaryota, Ciliophora, Oligohymenophorea, Peniculida, Parameciidae. The record is from the annotation of a GenBank genome assembly.